AUGGCUGAUAACGAAAUAAAUGAUGGUUGUUCAGGAUUUUUUGACUUUAGAGAUAAUGAAGAGUCUUCAUUUGAAUCACAAUCAGUCAUAUCUUCUUCAAUUUCUUUUUUAGAAUCGCCUAUUAAUAGUCAACAAAUCAAAAAACCAAAAUUAUCAAAAAAUCAAAGCUUUGUAUGGAAAUAUUUUAAAAAAAUCGAGAAUGAAAAAGCUCAAUGUAUAAUUCCUAUAAUAAAAAAUGGAAAAGAAGAACCAUGCAAUGCAUCUUAUAAAUUCACAGGUUCUACUUCAAACAUGAAAUACCAUUUGAAUGAACAAAAAAUACAACAACCAACAAUCAGUUCAAUGAUUAGUAGAGUAAUACCUCAUGGAAAAUCACAACAGCAUAAGUUGAAUGUAACCUUACUUGAAUUUAUUAUUACUGAUUCUUUUUGUAAAAAGAAAUUCAAAAUAUAUGAAUAUAUUUACAUUAAUUGA
Messenger RNA from Entrophospora sp. SA101, 474 nucleotides. The record is from the annotation of a GenBank genome assembly. Lineage: Eukaryota; Fungi; Glomeromycota; Glomeromycetes; Entrophosporales; Entrophosporaceae.